Molecule: messenger RNA, 1165 nt
Organism: Drosophila ficusphila
Lineage: Eukaryota; Metazoa; Arthropoda; Insecta; Diptera; Drosophilidae
Product: retinol dehydrogenase 13-like
Exons: 5
Coding region: 77-1054 (325 amino acids)
Source: RefSeq, a predicted model, not a curated record
GACUGCCUAGUUCUCAUUUGCUUAGAGGUCUCCCGGCUAUAAACUGCUAAACACAACUGAUAGAAGCCUAAACAAAAUGAGUUGUUUGUUGUGCCCCCUCCUUUUUUGGCCGGCUUUAAUCGGCACAGCUGUGUAUUUUCUGAGAAAAUACAUGCAGGGCGGAACGUUCACCAAGCAAACAGAUGAAACAGGCAAAGUAUUUAUCGUCACGGGAGCCAACACGGGAAUUGGCAAGGAGACAGUCCUGGAGAUUGCCAAGCGCGGAGGAACCGUCUAUAUGGCCUGCAGGGACAUGAACCGAUGUGAAAAGGCCCGCCAGGAUAUCGUCAGGGAGUCAAACAAUACCAACAUAUUUGCUCGCGAACUGGACUUGAGUUCGCUGGACUCCAUUCGAAAAUUCGCUGCUGGUUUCAAAAAAGAGCAGGACAAGCUCCAUGUGCUAAUCAACAAUGCAGGAGUUAUGCAUUGCAAAAAAUCUUUGACCAAGGACGGUUUCGAAAUGCAGUUGGGUGUAAAUCAUAUGGGACAUUUCCUGCUUACGCACUUGUUGCUGGACGUUUUGAAGAAAACUGCACCCAGUCGCAUCGUAAAUGUUUCCAGUCUGGCACAUACACAGGGCACCAUUAAUACUGGAGAUUUGAACAGUGAAAAGUCGUACAGUAGGAUCGAUGCCUACAGCCAAAGCAAGUUGGCCAACGUUCUAUUCACAAGGGAAUUGGCCAAACGCUUGGAGGGAACUGGAGUCACAGUCAAUUCCCUUCAUCCUGGUGCUGUGAACACUGAGCUUCAGAGGAAUUGGGAGUUUUUGGAUUAUGCCUUCGUCCAGCUUUUGCUCAAUCCUCUGCAAUGGGUAUUCUUCAAGACAGCAAAGAACGGAGCGCAGACUACUCUAUACGCUGCUUUGGAUCCUGAGUUGAAGGAGGUAUCUGGACUCUACUUCAGCGACUGCAAGCCAAAGGAUGUGGCACCUGCUGCCAAGGACGACAAAACCGCAAAGUUUCUGUGGGCAGAGAGCGAGAAGUGGACAGGCGUCAAUACUUCCAAAGUAGACUAAAAAUUAUACCUCUUCCUUCAACCUCCAUUUUAUUAUUUAUUAUUUUUAUGAUUAGUAAACAAAAAAUUACAAGAUACGUUAUACUGAAUUAAAGGAUUGAUUUUUAAUGAA